Messenger RNA from Candidozyma haemuli, 801 nucleotides. RefSeq names its product Rpl7p (gene RPL7). Gene Ontology annotation, cellular component: cytosolic large ribosomal subunit. Gene Ontology annotation, biological process: maturation of LSU-rRNA from tricistronic rRNA transcript (SSU-rRNA, 5.8S rRNA, LSU-rRNA). Gene Ontology annotation, molecular function: RNA binding; structural constituent of ribosome. The record is from RefSeq and is a predicted model, not a curated record. The coding region runs from base 1 to 801 and encodes 266 amino acids. Lineage: Eukaryota; Fungi; Ascomycota; Pichiomycetes; Serinales; Metschnikowiaceae. The transcript has a single exon.
AUGGCUGUCCUUAAUAACAACCCGGAAGUUCUCUUGAAAAAGAGAAAGAAUGCCGACAGAAAGAGAAUCGAAAAGCUGGAGCAGCUUAGAGUCGAGGCUGAAAAAAAGAAGAAGCAGAGUCUUGUUCAAAAGGAUAAGUUUCUUCGAGCUGAGAAGUUGGCCAUGAAGAAUAAAGCUGCUUUCAUUGAAAAGAAGCGUAUGGACAGUAUCUUGAAACACGAGCAGCGCCAAAUUAGCCAGAAGAAGGAAGAAGACCCAAAGCUCAUGUUUAUCAUCAGAAUCCCAAACAUCAAUAAGCAUCUCACCAUCCCCGAGAAGGCCAAGGCUGUUCUCCAAGUGUUGAGAUUGACCGAGGAGAACAUGGGCGUUUUUGUUAACGUCACUCCUACUGUCCUUCCAGUUUUGAAGCUCAUCGCUCCAUACAUUGUCGUGGGUAAGCCAUCGCUUGCCUCUGUGCGUGAGCUUUUCCAGAAGAGAGCUUCCUUCCCUAACCCAGAAAGUGAAUCUGGCUUCUCAAAGUUGGAUAACAACCAGGUCGUCGAAGAUACUUUUGGCGAAGACCUUGGCUUUAUCUGUGUGGAAGACUUGGUUCAUGAAAUCUACAGUUUGGGUGAGAACUUCAAGACUGUCAACAACUGGAUUGCUCCUUUCAAGUUGGUCGCCCCUGUGAAUGGCUGGAGUCCAAAGGCUCGUUUGGAGAGAAUCCAGUAUGAGCGUGAGAUGAAGAAGCCAAUCACCUUGGCUGGUCAUGUGUCUUUGGAGGAAAUUGACAUCGACAAGCACAUCGGUGAGCUUAACUAA